This is a messenger RNA of Punctularia strigosozonata HHB-11173 SS5, 1302 nucleotides long. RefSeq names its product globin-like protein. The record is from RefSeq and is a predicted model, not a curated record. The coding region runs from base 1 to 1302 and encodes 433 amino acids. Gene Ontology annotation, molecular function: oxygen binding; nitric oxide dioxygenase [NAD(P)H] activity; heme binding. The transcript is spliced from 3 exons. Gene Ontology annotation, biological process: nitric oxide catabolic process; cellular response to nitrosative stress. Gene Ontology annotation, cellular component: intracellular anatomical structure. Lineage: Eukaryota; Fungi; Basidiomycota; Agaricomycetes; Corticiales; Punctulariaceae.
AUGAGUUCUCAAUCCGUCUCCGAUCUCCCGCAUCCUGGACCUUUGACCGAAGAGCAACGUAAAAUUAUCAGGAGCACCGCGGCCGUGCUGGCCCAACAUGGCUCCACUAUCACCCGUCACUUCUACAUAACGAUGCUUGACGAGAAUCCCGAUCUAAAAAAUGUCUUCAAUAGCUCCAAGCAAAUGAAAGGACAUCAGGCGGAUGCACUCGCUGCUGCUCUUUACGCAUACUCGGUGAACAUCGAUGAUCUUACUCCACUGCUACCAGCUGUCGAACGAAUCUGUCACAAGCACGCAUCACUACGCAUUACUCCGCAGCAGUACGCGAUCGUGGGCAAAUACCUAAUGAGAGCGAUCACCGAUAUCCUCGGUACGGAUAUUUUUGCGGGCGAAUUGUAUACUGCGUGGGAAGUCGCCUACUGGCAGCUUGCACAUCUGUGUAUCAACCGCGAAGCCGAGCUUUAUGAAGCCGCAGGUUGGGUGGGCUGGAAGGAGUUCACAGUAUCCAAGCGCGUGCAAGAAUCUCGUGAUAUUACGAGCUUCUACCUGACGCCAAAGGACGGUAAACCGCUGCCCCGAUAUCGUCCUGGGCAGUAUACCGCCGUACAGAAGUACGUCAAGGAGCUCGGAUUGUGGCAGGCGCGACAAUAUUCAAUUUCCGAUGCGUAUACUUCAGACCAUUUCCGGAUCAGCGUCAAGCGAGAAGCUGGACUACAAGCUACUGUUCCUGGUUCGGGGCAGGUCGACACUACCGAUGUUGCCCAUCCCGGGUGGAUAUCCAAUUUGUUACACGAUACCCUUCACGAAGGCGACGACAUCACCGUUGCAGCGCCAUUCGGAGACUUCUUCCUUGACGAGAAGUCCACUGCUCCCGUAGUUUUCCUCGCCGCCGGUGUAGGCCUCACUCCACUUCUCUCGAUGCUGAACUCUAUCUUCUCUGGACAACCAUCUCCACCAGCUGGACCGAUUUCCUGGAUACAGGCAUCUCGCUCGCGCGCGCACCAUGCCUUCGAAGCACAUGUUCGCUCUCUGGCUGCAGUCAAUCCCCAGCAACUAUCCAUUGCAUUCUUCUAUUCACAACCCGAAGACACCGUUCACGAGACGGACCAGUAUGUCGCUGGGCGGAUGGACCUGAGGUCAAUCAAAGCUGAACUCCUCCAUAUACAAAACUCAGACACCAACUACUACAUAUGCGGACCGGGUCAAUUCAUGACAGAUAUGACGAGGGAGCUGAAGAAAAAAGGAGUGCAAUCAGCCAGGAUACAUGCAGAAGUAUUCAGUGGCGGCGGAUUCCCGCAGUAG